AUGGCAGGUAUUAUAUCAAAAUCAAAUGCAUUUCUUGUUAGUUAUAAAUUUCAUCAGCAUCGAAAAGGUGCGCUUUAUAAUUUUGUGACGAGAAUUGGACCUGCAGCAUCAAAUCGACGUUUUUAUUCUCAAGAUAAACGUAUUGUGGUUAAAAAUCCGGUCGUUGACUUAGAUGGAGAUGAAAUGACUCGAAUUAUUUGGGACAAGAUUAAAACUAAUUUAAUCUUCCCGUAUCUCAAAAUCGACAUCAAAUAUUAUGACUUGGGAGUUGAAAAUCGAGAUGCUACAAACGAUCAAGUUACCAUUGAUGCAGCCGAAGCGAUCAAAAAAUAUAAUGUGGGCAUCAAGUGUGCGACAAUUACACCGGAUGAGGCGAGAGUCAAAGAGUUCAAUUUAAAAGAAAUGUGGAGAUCUCCAAAUGGUACUAUUCGUAAUAUUUUGAAUGGUGUCGUAUUUAGAGAACCUAUUUUAUUGAACAGUGUCCCGCGUAUAAUUCCGAAUUGGACCAAACCUAUUGUUAUUGGUAGACACGCUUUUGGUGACCAGUAUAAAGCCACUGAAAUGAUUAUAGAUUGUCCUGGCAAAGUUGUUCUAACAUUCGUCCCAGAAAACCAUGAUAAUUCAAAAUUACAGGAAAAAGAAGUGUUUACUUUUCAGUCUCCCGGUGUUGUCAUGUCUAUGUACAAUACAGAUGAGUCUAUUAGAGGUUUUGCUCAUAGCAGCUUUCAAAUGGCAUUGAGCAAAGAAAUGCCUUUGUAUCUUAGCACCAAAAAUACCAUCUUGAAGAAAUACGAUGGUCGCUUCAAAGAUAUUUUUCAAGAAAUAUUUGACAAGGAUUACAAAGAUAAAUUUGAUGCCAAGAAAAUUUGGUAUGAACACAGACUUAUAGAUGAUAUGGUUGCUCAAGUCAUUAAAUCUAGUGGUGGAUUUGUUUGGGCUUGUAAAAACUAUGAUGGAGAUGUCCAAUCUGAUAUUUUAGCUCAAGGAUAUGGUUCUUUGGGAUUAAUGACGAGUGUCCUUGUUACUCCGGAUGGAAAAACAAUGGAAGCAGAAGCAGCACAUGGAACUGUAACAAGACAUUAUCGUCAACAUCAACAAGGCAAAGAAACUUCAACGAAUCCAAUAGCAUCAAUCUUUGCGUGGACAAGAGGUUUAGCACAUAGGGCAAGAUUAGAUGGAAAUGAAAAGUUAGAAAAGUUUUCUCAUGAUCUUGAAAAAGUUUGUACUGAUACAGUUGACAAGAAUGGUAAAAUGACCAAAGAUCUCGCAUUAUCGGUUCAUGGCGAAAAUUUGAAGAGAGAACAUUAUGUUACUACAGACGAAUUUUUGGAUCACGUUACAAAUAAUUUGAAGAAAAUUUACGGGAAUUAA
Messenger RNA from Funneliformis mosseae, 1371 nucleotides. The record is from the annotation of a GenBank genome assembly. NCBI's taxonomy places the organism in Eukaryota, Fungi, Glomeromycota, Glomeromycetes, Glomerales, Glomeraceae.